Zygosaccharomyces rouxii is the source of this 498-nucleotide messenger RNA. Its product is annotated as glutathione peroxidase. Gene Ontology annotation, molecular function: glutathione peroxidase activity. The transcript has a single exon. NCBI's taxonomy places the organism in Eukaryota, Fungi, Ascomycota, Saccharomycetes, Saccharomycetales, Saccharomycetaceae. The record is from RefSeq and is a predicted model, not a curated record. Gene Ontology annotation, biological process: response to oxidative stress. Bases 1 to 498 code for a protein of 165 amino acids.
AUGUCUAAGUUUUAUGAAUUGCAGCCAAGGGACGGCAAAGGUGAAGUGUUUUCCUUCGAUCAGUUAAAAGGUAAAGUUGUGCUCAUCGUUAAUGUUGCGUCAAAAUGUGGGUUUACGCCUCAGUAUCACGAAUUAGAAGAGCUUUAUAAGAAGUAUAAGGAUAUGGGACUUGUAAUUCUUGGGUUUCCCUGCAACCAGUUCGGACAUCAAGAGACAGGCUCAGAUACACAAAUUGCACAGUUCUGUAAGUUGAACUAUGGAGUUACUUUCCCCAUAAUGAAGAAAAUAAACGUGAAUGGACCUGAUUCUGACCCUGUUUACCAAUUUUUAAAAUCUCAAAAGGCGGGUCUUAUGGGAUUUAGAGGUAUUAAAUGGAAUUUUGAAAAAUUCCUUGUGGAUAGACAAGGUCAAGUGUUUGGACGAUGGGGUUCUUUGGAGAAACCAUCUUCAUUAGAUUCUGUGAUCCAGCAACUUCUUGAAUCUGAACCUAAACUGUAA